This is a messenger RNA of Vanessa tameamea, 1307 nucleotides long. Its product is annotated as procathepsin L-like. The record is from RefSeq and is a predicted model, not a curated record. Gene Ontology annotation, molecular function: cysteine-type endopeptidase activator activity involved in apoptotic process; cysteine-type endopeptidase activity. The transcript has 8 exons. The coding region runs from base 11 to 1246 and encodes 411 amino acids. Gene Ontology annotation, cellular component: lysosome. Gene Ontology annotation, biological process: positive regulation of peptidase activity; positive regulation of apoptotic signaling pathway; immune response. NCBI's taxonomy places the organism in Eukaryota, Metazoa, Arthropoda, Insecta, Lepidoptera, Nymphalidae.
AUUAACAGAAAUGUUUUUAUUAAUUUUUAUAAUUCAAUUAUCAUUAAUCAGUUCAGAUUUACAAAUAAAUGAAACGGCUUCUAAAAUUAAAUACCUGUUAGGUGAAUAUAAAUCAUGUAGACGGAGUCGGUGUGCUGAUUCACGUCAAUUGAAAUUGAAGAAAUUUGCUGAGAAUACGUUGAGUUUUUUGGACAAAACUGAAAGGUUUGGAGAAUAUUUGAAAUAUUAUAACGUGAGCGACUGUCAUGUUAGUGAGAAUAGAAAUUCGAUGUAUAAUUUCCAACAUAUAAUCGAUGGUUUAUUGAUAAAUAGUGAUGUGCCAGAUACGCACUGGGAUGAAUACAAAGCGGCAUAUAAUAAAAUGUAUGCAAGUACGCAUCAUGAACAAUCGGCUUUGUCAAUAUGGCGGAAUAAUCUAAAACGCGUUGCUGAACAUAAUCAGCAGUACUUGGCUGGAGAGAAGAGCUACUCUUUGCACCUCAACCACUUUGGGGACUGGCCUAUAUUCGCGUAUACAAGACUGCUAUUGAAGUUGAUUAGAACUAUCCCACUCUUCGAUCCAGCCGAAGAUCAGAAGAGGACAGCGUAUCACGAAAACAAACACCGCACUGUACCGAAUAGGUUCGACUGGCGUGUCCAAGGCUUCAAUCCUCGGAGGGAGGAACAAUGGCACUGUGGGGCAUGUUAUGCGUUUGCGGUCACUCACGCACUGCAGGCGCAACUUUACAAGAAACAUGGAGACUGGGGAGAACUUAGUCCACAGCAGAUUGUCGACUGCAGCUGGAGAGAUGGAAAUCUGGGCUGUGACGGGGGAUCCUUGCAAGCGGCCAUGAGAUACGCGGCCCGAGAUGGACUUAUGAUGGAAACUUACUACCCAUACCUUGGAAAGAAAGAUCGCUGUCAUUACAACCGACAGGCAAUCAGGGCAAGAGCUCGUCGUUGGGCAACGUUACCGAAAGGAGACGAGGACGCAAUCGAAAAAGCUGUAGCCACCAUUGGACCCUUAGCUGUUGCGGUUAAUGCGGCUCCAUAUACUUUCCAACUGUACAGAGGUGGCGUUUACGACGAUCCAUUUUGCUUUCCCUGGAGUUUGAACCACGCAAUGCUACUAGUUGGAUACACGCCGGAGUACUGGAUCCUUUUAAACUGGUGGGGAAAGCAGUGGGGGGAAGAUGGAUAUAUGAGAAUCCGAAGAGGCUUCAACAUUUGCGGCGUUGCAAAUAUGGCGACUUAUGUUGAACUAUAAAUAUUGCUUUCUAGUCGCGAUAUAUCUUCUUAAGACUAUAAUUAUUUGUUAAUUAAUAAAU